Argiope bruennichi is the source of this 1325-nucleotide messenger RNA. Its product is annotated as degenerin unc-8-like. Gene Ontology annotation, molecular function: ligand-gated sodium channel activity. The coding region runs from base 110 to 1231 and encodes 373 amino acids. The record is from RefSeq and is a predicted model, not a curated record. Gene Ontology annotation, cellular component: membrane. Lineage: Eukaryota; Metazoa; Arthropoda; Arachnida; Araneae; Araneidae. Gene Ontology annotation, biological process: sodium ion transmembrane transport. The transcript has 12 exons.
UCAUGAUAUAUAAUUGACGCUGGUCUGAGAAAUAGUUAUUCAUUUUAGAAUGUUGUACGUAGUUGAAAAAUAUAUUUGCUCUUCGCGACACCGGCUAUAUCACUAAUUAAUGAAAUCACAGUACUGUAAAGAAUUUUUUUGUAGUCAAAACGAGCAUCUACAGGAGUAUGAAGAUUACUGGCGCAUGAAUCGAACCGAUCGCAUUCGCCUGGGCUACACGAAGGAUAAAAUGAUCAUUAAAUGUAAACUGAAUGGAAGGAUGGAUAUGGACGAGGAUCAGUGUUAUAAACACUUCCGCCUGUAUCACAACGCUGAACAUGGGAACUGCUUCACCUUCAAUGCUCAAUGGAAUAUGGCGAAUCACAAAAUGCUUUACGCAUAUGAAUCUGAUAUGUGGAACAAACCAACUGAAUUGUUGCUAGAUUUGGACGUCCAGACGGAAGAAUAUAUAGAUGAUCACAAGACGCCGUCGGUCCUUAUUUAUGUCCACGAUCCAAGAUUUUAUCCUGAUUUCGACUCCGAGGCCGUAAAAGCUAGAGCUGGUCACUUCUACAGCGUUGGAAUGAGAAAAACCACAACAAAACUCCUACCUUUACCGUAUCAAACCAACUGCACAAAGUACAGUGCCAUGCCUUGGGCAAACAGAAACAAAGGGACUCUCACACCAAAGAUGUGUACUCAAGAAUGUUCAAGAUCCCUUCAGUUAAAAGCAUGCAAGUGCGUGUCGUCGAAUCUGACUCUGGUCUUUGAGGAUUCACCGUGUGAAGGGAAGAAAGCAUUCUGCGCAGAAGAUGUGGAGAAGAAUACAAUGGAUUACUGCAGGACACUUUGUCGAGUUCCAUGCGAGAGAAAGACAUUUGAAUCUGCUGUCGAUUCAUCUGUAUGGCCUAGGAAAAAGCAAAUGUUCAACAUCCCAUCCUGGACGAAUAAAAACUUAACUGAAAUUAGGAAGAAUUUAGUAAGAGUGAAGUUAUAUUUACGAACUAUGGAAAUCACAAUGUAUGAACAUCAACCGAAAUAUGAAUUGGUAGAGGUAUUCAGUCACCUCGGAGGCUAUCUGAGCCUGUGGUUGGGUUUCUCCGUACUGGCCUUCUGUGAACUGCUGGAGAUGGUGUCAAUGGUAGUCUUGAGAAUCACGGAUGUCAAGACAUCUUCGUUCCAUUCCACUACAUCGAGGAGACAGUCAAGGAGAAACAGGGUGAGAGACAGAAGUCUCAACAGCACCUACUGAUUUCAGUAAUAUCUAGAUGGCUGAACGGAAGGAUUCGAUCUCUACUGACGUUAUAAGAAUCUUUCAAUUCUUCGAAUGGCCAACAAUAUGCAUU